AGGAGAUGAGCUCGCGACUCGUGCCUGUUUUGAAUACGUGAGAGAAUUUAGUGAGACGUCCGACCGAUCAUGCUUCGAUUUGUGACAUUUUUCGCCGUUGCGGUGGUACUGGCCUCAGCUGAUCCCCAGCCAGUGAACAUCUUCAAGACGGAUAUCACCCCUGACGAAGCACAGCAGUACCUGAACAGCCCCCCGUUCACAGAUCCUCAACUGUCUGGACGCACCGCCGUCUUACCAUUGGUGAGAUGGAAUGACCCAAGUUUCCGUGCUGCAGAAGCAGGACCAACCCUAGGUCAUUAUUGGAAGAAUGGCAAAGAAAUCGAGAACACCAAUGAUUAUUUGGAAGAGGUAUACAAUGCUGCGCAGUUCCACGGUCAAGAUGGCCUCGGCGCCUACACAUACGGUUACAAGGCACCCGAGUCUUCCAAAGUUGAAAAUCGGGUUAGGUCCGGUGACGUCACAGGUUCAUACGUCUAUAAGGCGGGACCCGGCAACGAUGAUUUGAUAAAGGUUCGUUAUUGGGCUGACAGCGAGGGUUUCCACCAAGAGGACAACAUCCCCAAAUUCGCGCCACAGCAAGUGGAAGAGACUGCUGAGGUCAAAGAGGCUCGUCUGGCCCACGAGAAGGCUUGGCAAGAAGCCGUUGAUAACGUCAACCAUCCACUUGAGUACCAACAGAAACAACAACAACAGCUAUUCCAACAAUGGCAAAAACAAGGCAUUGAUGUGAACAGCCUGCCCCAAAUCAGUCAGUUUGGACAAAAUAACGCUGAUCAGAACAAUGCUCAACAACAGCAUUACCCCCAACACCAACAACAUCAGAACCAAUAUCAAUCUGGCCAGCAAUAUCAAGCUGCUUAUAACCAGCAAUAUCAGGGGGCUGCUUCUAAUCAGCAAUAUCUAGGAGUUCCCUCUAACCAACAAUACCAAGCUGCUUCAAAUUCGCAAUAUCAUCAAGUUCCCUCUAAUCAGCAAUAUCAGUCAGUUCCCCCUAAUCAACAAGAUUCUACAAAUCAAUAUCAAGCAGCCGCUUCUACCCAGCAAAAUCAGUACAGCCUGCCGCCAUCAGGCCCUAAAGACGUGAUACCAGCUGCCUCAAAUCAACAAUAUCAAGCCGUGCCGUCUCAAUAUCAGGGUGGUCAGCAACACCAGAGCAGUCAAAGUAGCCAGCAGUAUCAGAAACAGCAGACGUAUCAGGCUAGUCAACAGCAACAGAACCAAUUGGAUGAUGGUUCGUACAAUAAAGAGAAGUACGAAGACCCUGAACCUACUGGCCCACCUCGUGGUUUCUUCUACAGUUUCGAUUACCCAGUCUCCAUCAUCGUCGCCAAGAGUGACAUCCAAGGAGGAGCAACCAAUCCCGGACAACCUGUGGACCAUGACACAGUAGCUGUUUCUGGACAGCAUUAUUAAUUGCUAAGACGUAGUGACAAAUUCAUAUUGCAAUAUUUACUUAAGAUUUUUUAAGUUGGUAUUAAUCACUUUGCAGUGCAUUUUGAGAUUAAGAAUAACAAUGUUAGUAAUUAAUUUAGAAUAAUGAUAGCGCCGUAUUUCUUUUACGUAAUGCAAAAUAUGUAGAGAUAUCCUCAUGAUUUUGUACUAAAAUAGGAAACUAAAACUUAUUGUCAUCGCAGUUAUUAAAGAAAUUAUUCAGCCAAUGAUUUCUCUUACGAUUUUAUCAAUAGUCUGGAACCAAAUAAAGCAAAUGAAAAUGCAUAAUUUCAUCAAGCCUAUUGCUUGAUGAGUUACUUUGUAUGAGUUAUUUUUAACUACUUUGAUUAUUGAGGUGAGGUUAAUAACGUUGCCAUUUUAGAAGUAGGCUAAGUUAGAUAUUUGUAAGGUAUUCAUAAACGUGUGUCCUCUUUAAAGGCUCAUUAAGAUAUUUAUGAGUAGUGAGGACUAUUUAGAAUGUGAUAACAAUGUGUGAAAUUAGAAACGUUUUAUGAAUAGAAAUUUUAUUGAUCGGAGUUUAAAAGUGUAACAUUUCAUAUUGUCCAAAGAAUCAAAUUUGAUUCCACUUAAGUUUUGUAAUACAAUAAUACAAAGAUUAAAUGCGAAGGGACAUAGAUGUAGAAAAGAACUAUAUAUAUAUCUCUUUGGUUACACUCUUGAGCCUGGUCAUGUUAAAUGUAAGUUAAAUGUUACCAACACAUAAUGUAUUAUUUUAAAAAAUUGCCUCGUAAUGUAUUCGGAACAAAUAACUGUGAUUAAAAUUUUAAUACAUAAUUGUAUGUCAUAGAAACCACUGUAUUUUUUUUUAUAAAUACACAUUUUGACUCUUAUAA
This is a messenger RNA of Amyelois transitella, 2285 nucleotides long. RefSeq lists its product as uncharacterized. Bases 70 to 1413 code for a protein of 447 amino acids. The record is from RefSeq and is a predicted model, not a curated record. The transcript has 7 exons. Lineage: Eukaryota; Metazoa; Arthropoda; Insecta; Lepidoptera; Pyralidae.